AAUUCCAAAAUUACCCACAAAAUGGAUUCAAGAAUCCAUGUCACAAUUCACAGAUCAAACUCAAGAAUUUAUCUCUCUGAUAUAAGUGAACCUAGCUCACCUCUCUGCCUAACCGACCUCUCAAACCCCAAAAUUGCAUCAAAUCUCCACAUCUUCACACACUCUGAACUCAAGCUCAUGACCUGUGACUUCUCAUCCGUGAGAUUCCUCGGCGAGGGCGGGUUCGGGCCCGUGCACAAGGGCUUCCUCGACGACAAGUGCAGGCCGGGCCUCACCCCCCAGCCCGUUGCCGCCAAGCUCCUCAACCUUGACGGAGAUCAAGGCCACAAGGAAUGGCUGACAGAAGUAGUCCUUCUUGGGCAACUGAAACACCCUCACCUCGUGAAAUUGAUUGGAUACUGCUGCGAAGGCGAGAACCGGCUUCUUGUGUAUGAGAUCAAUAUCGCACUCGGAGCAGCAAGGGGCAUAGCGUUCCUCCAUGGCGAAGAGAAAGCGGUCAUCUACCGUGAUUUCAAGACUUCCAACAUCCUACUCGACUCUGUAAAAUUUAAACUCAUUCCCCUCCAACCAAUGGCAGAGUCAGAUAUUUCACGUUGAGAGGCCAAGAAGACAUUUCACAACUUUCUCGACAAAGUUUCUUUUGAAAUAAAAACAAAAGUUUAAAUAAACUUACAUAAGUUUAACAAAUUUCCUAAAAAAUUAAUUUUGUUAUUGUUUAUUUGAUAUUAAUAUCCAUAGGAUCAAAGCUCCAUAUGUAGGAUCUUUUACACACAAAAUUGCUAAUAUACCCUUUAAUUAAAAUAUCAAAAUUAUUAGGGGUCAUUGCCACUAAAUCCUCUUGAUCAAUACAAUUGAUAUUGUCCUAACAUUAUAAUACACAUUUUCUCGACUACAAGGAUUACAAUGCGAAGC
Salvia splendens (bonfire salvia) is the source of this 912-nucleotide messenger RNA. RefSeq names its product serine/threonine-protein kinase RIPK. Bases 22 to 597 code for a protein of 191 amino acids. The record is from RefSeq and is a predicted model, not a curated record. Gene Ontology annotation, biological process: protein phosphorylation. Gene Ontology annotation, molecular function: ATP binding; protein tyrosine kinase activity. The transcript is spliced from 3 exons. NCBI's taxonomy places the organism in Eukaryota, Viridiplantae, Streptophyta, Magnoliopsida, Lamiales, Lamiaceae.